AUGCCACUGGAAAAGCAAAUUGUCCAAUCCAUAAACCGCAAUUGGGAGGCCAUCAAAAAUUUCGACACAUCUAACCGGGACAACGACAACAUAUCCGAUGCACAUGACGGUGAUAUUUUGAAGGAAGUGUUGCAGAAAUACGACGAUGACGAUCUGAACAUUUUAUCAUUAUGUGUUAACGUUGAUGGCGCGAACAGGUUCAAUUCGAAUUCAGUAUCGUUGUGGCCGAUUCAAUUCAUUCAAAACUUUCUACCACCGGAAAUUCGAUUCCUACCACACAAUGUACUUGUGUCGGGUCUGUUGUACACUGAAGGUCACUUUGAUUUUCGCGAAUAUUUCCUCCCAAUUGUGAGAGAAUUGGAACGUUUGGAGCAAGAAAAAAUUGUCAUGACCAUUGAAAAUGUAGUUUACACGUUUCAACCAGUAGUGACACACUGCGCUGUUGACCUGCCAGCUAAAGCGAAAAUUCAGGAAACAAAACAGUUCGGAGGCUACAACGCUUGUAGCUACUGUCACAUUCCCGGUGUGCAAGUUUCCAUCAGCUGCAAGACCAAGAACAAAAAACGUAAAAUCAAAAACGGGCAGGAAAAUGUUCAGUCGAAGAAAGUGUUGCAGAUUCGCUAUCCGGAAGGAACUGAUUCGUUCGCGCUACGUGAUGAGAAGGACACGUUACAGAAAAUGGUUGCUGCAUCGAAGUGUACUAAUAACGCCGUGGAUGGCAUAAAAGACGUUUCGUGCUUAGCAGCGUUACAACAUUUCAAUAUUGUGAGAAGCAUCGGCAUUGACUAUUUGCAUGGUGUACUGAUUGGAACCGAGAAGCAGCUGAUCAAUUUUUUUUGCGAUCCAUCGAACAGCCAGUCCAGUUACUACAUAACGAAGAAGAAACGAGAACUCUUAAACAAGAGAAUUUUGUCGAUCAAACCGAUUCGUGAGGUGAACCGUAAGCCUCGAUCAUUGGACAUGCGAUCAAAAUUCAAAGCAAGCGAGUACCGGUCAAUGCUUUUGUACUACCUUCCGGUUUGCCUUCAGGGUUGCUUGCCUGAUGUGUACUUGCAACACUUCCGCAUUCUAUCGGCUGCAAUUUACAUAUUAAUGAAAUCGGAGGUCCCACGCAAAGCAAUUGAUGAAACCGAAAUUAAGUUGCACCGGUUCGUGAAGCAACAUCAACAAUUGUUUGGUGUUGAAAGUAUGGUCAUGAAUGUACAUUUGUUGAAACAUUUGGCACAAGACGUGCGGUGGUUGGGUCCGCUUUGGUGCCAUUCAACAUUUCCUUUUGAAAGAAACAAUGGUGUCUUGCUCAAAAAGGUGAAUGGUACCACAGACGUCUUACUUCAAAUUUCUUCGAAGUAUUGCCUGGCAAAAUCAAUCAAGCAAACUGCACGUUCGAAAUCAAAAACAAAAACGACCAAAAAAGUUUUACUUGGCAAAAGUGUAAAGCUUGUCGAUCCGACGCUGCGCGUGUUCAACAUUGAAAGCUUAAAGGAAAUUGAUCUUUCAAACAUCGAGUUGUAUGUCCAUAAGCGCAUAAAUUUGAACGACACCAUUUUCACCAGCACAUCAUACACUCUACCGAAAAGAUCAGUCGACUAUUUCGUCGAGGCGACUAAUGACAUAGUUGGUAAAGUAAGAUUUUAUUUUGAGUCUAACAGUAAAGUGUAUGCGGUCAUAGAGGAGUUCGAAGUAAUUGACAAUAUUGCGCACAUAUUGAAAGUACAGCCGACAAAUCGUAAUAUUUUGGUAUCGGUCAACCAAAUCGAGCAAAAAUUUAUUUAUAUGAAGGUCGGGUUCCACGAAUAUAUUGUUUUGCCUCCGAAUCCGUAUGAGAAAGAGUAGUGAAAUUGUAAAUCUAUCGGUUGAAUUAGUUGAGUCAAUGAAGCCAAUCAAAUUAUAUUUAAUCGACCUUUCAGCUCCGAAUUUUAUCGAAUUGUCUUUCUUUGUUUUUUUUUUUAUUAUUUCCUUACUUGAU
Bradysia coprophila is the source of this 1966-nucleotide messenger RNA. RefSeq lists its product as uncharacterized. The record is from RefSeq and is a predicted model, not a curated record. NCBI's taxonomy places the organism in Eukaryota, Metazoa, Arthropoda, Insecta, Diptera, Sciaridae.